CCUCGUGCCCCCCAAAUUUCUUCCAGCCCCACAACUUUCACAGAUAGGAACCCAGAAACGGGAGUAGUCACCUCUAAACCCUCUCUGUAUUCAAAAUCAUGGCUCAUCAUCUACCUCAACACAGCACAGGAACAGGCCCUUCGGCCCUCCAAGCCUGCACCAACACAUUUUGCCCUUUUAUGUUAAAACCGUCUUCACUUACAGGAUCCGUAUCCCUCCACAGAGGCAGUAUCACCUGGCACUCGGCACUCCCCUCAAGGUGUCAGGAGUCCAGACGCUUGCGGAAAACUUGACCCUCAAGAUGUCGAGAUCAGUAAGCUCUAUAACGGACUGAUGGUCGCUGCCCUGGAGAAUUACAGCCCAGUGGCCAAAGUGGGCAUUUUUCUGAAGGCCGGGAGUCGAUACGAAGUCGCUGGCAACUUGGGCAUCACUCAUUGCCUCAGGGUGGCAUCCAACAUGACCUCCAAGAGAGCCAGUCCAUUCAAACUGUCCCGUGCGAUUGAAGCUGUUGGGGGAAACUUAUGGGUGACUUCGACGAGGGACGUGAUGCUAUAUACUGUGGGAUGUAUGCGCGACUCUAUCGACAACCUGCUGCAGUACCUCAGCGUGAUAGUCUUAUCACCAGAGUUCAGACCCUGGGAGGUGGCCAGCACCAGAGAUCGCCUGAAAGUAGAGAAAGAGAUAGCAUACCAUCGACCACAGAUAAGUGAGUCAAAGUGA
This is a messenger RNA of Rhincodon typus (whale shark), 720 nucleotides long. Its product is annotated as cytochrome b-c1 complex subunit 2, mitochondrial-like. The record is from RefSeq and is a predicted model, not a curated record. NCBI's taxonomy places the organism in Eukaryota, Metazoa, Chordata, Chondrichthyes, Orectolobiformes, Rhincodontidae. Gene Ontology annotation, cellular component: mitochondrion. Gene Ontology annotation, molecular function: metal ion binding. The transcript has 6 exons. The coding region runs from base 334 to 720 and encodes 128 amino acids.